GCGGCGGCCAGAGGGGCAGGCAGGCGGGCGGCCGGAGGACGCAGACCCAGACCCGAGGCGGAGGCGGACUGCGAGCCGGCCAUGUCGGUGGUGGGGCUGGACGUGGGCUCGCAGAGCUGCUACAUCGCGGUGGCCCGGGCCGGGGGAAUCGAGACCAUAGCCAACGAGUUCAGUGAUCGGUGCACCCCAUCAGUUAUAUCAUUUGGAUCAAAAAAUAGAACAAUUGGAGUUGCAGCCAAAAAUCAGCAAAUAACUCAUGCAAACAAUACGGUGUCUAACUUCAAGAGAUUUCAUGGCCGAGCAUUCAGUGACCCCUUCAUUCAAAAAGAGAAGGAAAACUUAAGUUAUGAUUUGGUUUCAUUGAAAAAUGGUGGAGUUGGAAUAAAGGUAAUGUACAUGGAUGAGGAACAUCUGUUCAGUGUGGAGCAGAUAACAGCUAUGUUGUUGACUAAGCUGAAGGAAACUGCUGAAAACAACCUCAAGAAACCAGUAACAGAUUCUGUUAUUUCAGUUCCCUCCUUCUUUACAGAUGCUGAGAGGCGAUCUGUAUUAGAUGCUGCACAGAUUGUUGGCUUAAACUGUUUAAGACUUAUGAAUGAUAUGACAGCUGUUGCUUUGAACUAUGGAAUUUACAAGCAGGAUCUCCCAAGCCUGGAUGAGAACCCUCGGAUAGUAGUUUUUGUUGAUAUGGGACACUCAGCUUUUCAAGUGUCUGCCUGUGCUUUUAACAAGGGAAAAUUAAAGGUGCUGGGAACGGCUUUUGAUCCUUUCUUAGGCGGAAAAAACUUUGAUGAAAAAUUAGUGGAAUAUUUUUGUGCAGAGUUUAAAACUAAGUACAAGUUGGAUACAAAAUCCAAAAUACGAGCACUCCUUCGUCUGUAUCAGGAAUGUGAAAAACUGAAAAAGCUAAUGAGCUCUAACAGUACGGACCUACCACUAAAUAUUGAAUGCUUCAUGAAUGACAAAGAUGUUUCAGGAAAGAUGAACAGGUCACAGUUUGAAGAACUCUGUGCUGAACUUCUGCAAAAGAUAGAAGCUCCCCUUCAUUCAUUAAUGGAACAAAUUCAGCUCAGAGUAGAAGAUGUGAGUGCUGUGGAAAUAGUGGGAGGCGCUACACGAAUUCCAGCUGUAAAAGAAAGAAUUGCCAAGUUCUUUGGAAAAGAUAUUAGCACAACACUCAAUGCAGAUGAAGCAGUAGCCCGAGGCUGUGCUUUACAGUGUGCAAUCCUUUCUCCGGCAUUUAAAGUGAGAGAAUUUUCUGUCACGGAUUCAGUUCCUUUUCCAAUAUCUCUGAUUUGGAACCAUGAUUCAGAAGAUACUGAAGGGUAUGUACAGAAAAUAAUUUUGAGAAAUCAUUGCUUUGUAUUUUCCAGGUUUUGUAUUUUCUUACCUGUGUCCUUUAAAGCGAUUUAUGUCCAAGUCUAAAAUUGUCAGUUUCUUUUUGUUUUAGGCCGCUUUGUAGUUCAGAAUGUUUCUGCACAGAAAGAUGGAGAAAAAUCCAGGGUGAAAGUCAAAGUGCGUGUCAACACCCACGGCAUCUUCACCAUCUCCACAGCGUCCAUGGUUGAGAAGGUGCCAGCUGAGGAGAACGAAGGGGCUUCUGUGGAAGCAGACAUGGAGUGUCUGAAUCAGAGGCCACCAGAAAACUCAGACAUUGAUAAAAAUGUCCAGCAAGACAACAGUGAAGCUGGAACACAGCCCCAGGUACAAACUGAUGGUCAACAAACCUCACAGUCUCCCCCUUCACCUGAACUUACCUCAGAAGAAAACAAAAUCCCAGAUGCUGACAAAGCAAAUGAAAAAAAAGUUGACCAGCCUCCAGAAGCUAAAAAACCCAAAAUAAAGGUGGUGAAUGUUGAGCUACCUAUUGAAGCCAACUUGGUCUGGCAGUUAGGGAAAGACCUGCUUAACAUGUAUAUUGAGACAGAGGGGAAGAUGAUAAUGCAAGAUAAAUUGGAAAAAGAAAGGAAUGAUGCUAAAAACGCAGUGGAGGAAUAUGUGUAUGAGUUCAGAGACAAGCUUUGUGGACCAUAUGAGAAAUUCAUGUGUGAACAGGAUCAUCAGAAUUUUUUGAGACUCCUCACAGAGACUGAAGACUGGCUCUAUGAAGAAGGAGAAGACCAAGCUAAACAAGCUUAUGUGGACAAGUUGGAGCAGUUAAUGAAAAUUGGCACCCCAGUUAAAGUUCGAUUUCAAGAAGCUGAAGAACGGCCAAAAAUGUUUGAAGAACUAGGACAGAGGCUGCAGCACUAUGCCAAGAUAGCAGCUGACUUCAGAAAUAAGGAUGAGAAAUACAACCAUAUUGAUGAGUCUGAAAUGAAAAAAGUUGAGAAAUCUGUUAAUGAAGUGAUGGAGUGGAUGAAUAAUGUCAUGAAUGCUCAGGCUAAAAAGAGUCUCGAUCAGGAUCCAGUUGUGCGUGCUCAGGAAAUUAGAGCAAAGAUCAAGGAAUUGAACAACACUUGUGAACCUGUUGUAACACAGCCCAAACCAAAAAUUGAGUCACCCAAACUGGAAAGAACUCCAAAUGGCCCAGAUAUUGAUGGAAAGGAAGAAGAUUUAGAAGGCAAAAAUAAUUUCGGUGCUGAACCUCCACAUCAGAAUGGUGAAUGUUACCCUAAUGAGAAGAAUUCUGUUAAUAUGGAGUUGGACUAGAUAACAUUAAAUUGGCUUAUAUUCCUUCAAAUUAAUAAAAUAUUUUUGCCAUAGUAUGUGAUUCUAACAUAACAUACUAAGACUAUUUAUAUUUUCUUUUUUAAGGAUGUUUAGAAAUUUGUGUAUUAUAUGGAAAAAGAAAAAACGCUUAAGUCUGUAGUCUUUAUGAUCCUAAAAGGGAAAAUUGCCUUGGUAACUUUCAGAUUCCUGUGGAAUUGUGAAUUCAUACUAAGCUUCUGUGCAGUCUUACCAUUUGUAUCACUGAGGAUGAAAUUGACUUUUGUCUUGGAGAAAAAAAACUGUACUGCUUGUUGUAAGAGGGCUGUGAUGAAAAUCUUAAAGCAUUUGUUCUUGCCAAGGUAGUUUUCUUGCAUUGCUCUCCACUGCAGCAUGUGUGUGGGUGUGGAUGUUUAUAAACAAGACUUAAGUCUGAUUUCAUAAGGGCUUUCUACAAUCAGUUCUGUCCAAUAGAAUAAUAUGAUCUUUUGCUUUGAUAUUAAAAAUUUGAUGAGUAAAACAAAAGCUAGUGAAAUGUGUUAGCAGCAUGCUGAACAAAAACUUUAAAGUUCUCUCUCACUAUACAGUACAUUGUCGUGUGUAUGUGUGAAGUCGAAGAAAUGUUAAUCCUAUUGUAACUGAUGGUGAAAACUUGUAUGAGCUUUAAAAUAAAGUUCAUCCUAUGGUGUCAUUU
Otolemur garnettii (small-eared galago) is the source of this 3343-nucleotide messenger RNA. It is a transcript of the gene HSPH1, whose product is annotated as heat shock protein family H (Hsp110) member 1. The record is from RefSeq and is a predicted model, not a curated record. Lineage: Eukaryota; Metazoa; Chordata; Mammalia; Primates; Galagidae. Gene Ontology annotation, cellular component: nucleus; cytosol. Gene Ontology annotation, biological process: protein folding. The transcript has 18 exons. Gene Ontology annotation, molecular function: ATP-dependent protein folding chaperone; ATP binding.